Messenger RNA from Chinchilla lanigera (long-tailed chinchilla), 2507 nucleotides. It is a transcript of the gene Casq2, whose product is annotated as calsequestrin 2 (cardiac muscle). Gene Ontology annotation, molecular function: calcium ion binding. The record is from RefSeq and is a predicted model, not a curated record. The coding region runs from base 197 to 1429 and encodes 410 amino acids. Gene Ontology annotation, cellular component: sarcoplasmic reticulum lumen. NCBI's taxonomy places the organism in Eukaryota, Metazoa, Chordata, Mammalia, Rodentia, Chinchillidae. The transcript has 11 exons. Gene Ontology annotation, biological process: regulation of cardiac muscle contraction by regulation of the release of sequestered calcium ion.
UAUGCGCAUGUCUGCCUGAACCUCCACUGUGUCCUGAGCCUAAGAUUACACAGCUUGCGGGACCCGAGGUGGUGAGGACAGAUCAGCUUCUCUCUCCUUACUUGGCUCAAAGGACCUGCUAAGAGUUUUCCAUUCUCUCUCCUGCGCAUGCUAUUUUGAGGAACAAGAGAGAGAGAGAAAAAAGAACUUUUCCCAAAUGAAGAGAACUCAUCUGCUCAUUUUGGGGGCCUAUUUGCUGUCCUCUUGCAGGGGAGAAGAGGGGCUGAAUUUCCCUAUAUAUGAUGGGAAGGACCGAGUGGUAAGUCUUUCAGAGAAGAACUUCAAGCAGAUUUCGAAGAAAUACGACUUGCUCUGCCUCUACUACCAUGAGCCGGUGUCUUCAGAUAAAGUCGCCCAAAAGCAGUUCCAGAUGAAAGAAAUUGUGCUAGAGCUUGUGGCCCAGGUCCUGGAACAUAAAGAUAUAGGCUUUGUGAUGGUGGAUGCCAAGAAAGAAGCCAAGCUUGCCAAGAAACUGGGUUUUGUUGAGGAAGGAAGCCUCUAUGUGCUUAAGGGUGACCGCACAAUUGAGUUUGAUGGCGAGUUUGCAGCUGAUGUCCUGGUGGAGUUUCUCUUGGAUCUGAUUGAAGACCCAGUGGAGAUCAUCAACAGCAAACUGGAGGUCCAGGCCUUUGAACGCAUUGAGGACCAGAUCAAGCUCAUUGGCUUUUUCAAGAGUGAGGACUCAGAAUAUUAUAAAGCUUUCGAAGAGGCAGCUGAACAUUUCCAGCCUUACAUCAAGUUCUUUGCCACCUUUGACAAAGGUGUUGCAAAGAAGUUAUCCUUAAAGAUGAAUGAAGUUGACUUCUAUGAGCCAUUCAUGGAUGAGCCCACUGCCAUCCCCAACAAACCUUACACGGAAGAGGAGCUCGUGGAGUUUGUGAAGGAACACCAAAGACCCACUCUCCGUCGCUUGAGGCCGGAAGACAUGUUUGAAACCUGGGAAGAUGAUUUGAAUGGGAUCCACAUUGUGGCCUUUGCAGAAAGGAGUGACCCAGAUGGCUAUGAGUUCCUGGAGAUCCUGAAGCAGGUGGCCCGAGACAACACCAACAACCCUGAUCUGAGCAUCGUGUGGAUCGACCCCGAUGAUUUUCCUCUGCUUGUUGCCUACUGGGAGAAGACCUUCAAGAUUGACCUAUUUAAACCACAGAUUGGGGUGGUGAAUGUGACAGAUGCUGACAGUGUCUGGAUGGAGAUUUUAGAUGAUGACGAUCUGCCCAGCGCGGAGGAGCUGGAAGACUGGAUUGAGGAUGUGCUUUCUGGAAAGAUCAACACCGAAGAUGAUGACAAUGAAGAUGAAGAGGAUGAUGAUAAUGACGACGAUGAUGACGACGACGAUGAUGAUAAUUCUGAUGAAGAGGAUAGUGAAGACACUGAUGAUGAUGAUGAAUAGCUCCAACUCCAAAUGACUUACAAAACCGAAAUCACAGCUACCCACUACCGUAGAGACAGACCAUGGUGGCAGAAAGCAGCCCUACCCCCACACAGAUCCUUUCCUUUUUCUCACUCCUUUCUCGUCAUGAGCAAAUGCUUUUCCAAACCCAGCAAGCCCAUGUAGCAGGGACAGGAGAGGAAUGGGUGCCAUGUUGACUUGUCUGGAUUGUCAUGGCACACUUUUCUUGUUCUUCACUAGAUCUUCAUUUGUUCUGCUCUUUAUCAGAUCAUUGUGGAGCUACAGCAGUGCUAGAAUCUGGCAGUCUGGGGACAGUGCCUUAACACCUCUAUCAAGUUCACUUGUCUUUGACUGUGGUGGUGACAGAACCAACAAUUUGCUAAUUCAGAAGCGUGAAGUGACCUUGUAAUCAGAGCCCUGGGAAGACAUAAUUGGUCAAUUUAGCCCCCAUAUCUAGAGCAUCAGUGAACUCAUCUCUAAGCCUUUUGAUGUCUAUUGAGAAGUCUUGUGUAGGUGUCACCAACAUUUCUAGCAUAUUAGGAUCCUGAGAUGGGUGGUUGAUUAGUUAGCCAAAUUUCUGGCUAUGUGAAAGUCUCAUAUUCACCAGCAGUGUUGGGUGGGGAAACUGAAGGAUUAAAGACUCUUAACUGUUCUGAUGGGGAUGGGUUCACAUCUCUAAAUAGGUCAGCCGGCCUCCUCUUCUGAGCUGGGAACUGAAUACCCCCUCUCUGUUGCUGCUAGUGAACUUCUUUAAAAUUUUUCUUUAUCCAAUAGUCAAUAACUCUCCAUUUAUCAGCACUCCCGCAGUUGACCAGGGCAACAAUAAUUGGAGUUCAUAAUGAUGCCCUGAGGCACUGAAAAAAUCCAGCGUGCCUUCUGAACUGUCUAACAGUUACAUUGUGCUUGGUAGUGUUAGCAUUGAGUGUGCAGUAUAAUGUUCUAAUUUAUUUUUUUCAAUCUGUUAACAUGUAUGAAAUUGCGAUUUUUUUUGGAAACUGUGGCAAUUCUUUUGUGAAAUAAAAGCUAACUAACUCUGUCAUUAAACUCAUAUUCUAAAAAUUUGAGACUAUCUUCAAAA